AUGCCGUUUGGAAUAUCUCCAGCUCCAGAAGAGUUUCAACGAUAUCUAGAUUUAGCGCUGGAAGGAUUGGAAGGAAUUGGUGAAUCUUAUGAAGAAGCAGUGCAAGAUCAUGAUAACAAGCUGGUGAGUCUGCUUGAGCGCUGCAGAAGUAAAGGAAUAAAGCUGAAUUCAAAGAAGCUGCUGUUUAGUCGCAACCAAGUGAGUUUUAUGGGUCAUUUAAUCACGUCGAAGGGACUGAGGCCUGAUCCAGCAAAGGUGGAGGCGAUCCAGAAGAUGCCGAUACCGUCGAACAAGCAAGCGGUGCGACGAUUCCUUGGAAUGGUUAAUUAUUUGCAAAGAUUUUCACCAAAUUUGUCUGCAGUCACAGCACCGUUAAGAGAGUUACUUAAAGAACAGAAUGUGUUCCACUGGAGAGAAGAUGUCGAAGGGAAGUGUUUCAGCGAAGUGAAGAAGAUUUUGUCAUCACCUCCCUUGUUGAAAUACUUUGAUCCAGAUCAAGAUUUGGAGUUGCAGUGCGAUGCUUCUGAAAAGGGGUUAGGGGCCUGCCUAAUGCAAGAUGGUCAACCGAUUGCCUACGCGUCGCGGUCUCUUACGAAUACCGAACAACAGUAUGCUCAAAUUGAGAAGGAGAUGCUGGCGGUCGUAUUUGGCACCGAAAAGUUCGAACAGUAUGUUUAUGGACGACGAGUGAAAGUUGAAACCGAUCACAAGCCCAUUGAGAGCAUUAUGAAGAAGAAUCUCCUCAGCGCGCCAAAAAGAUUGCAACGUAUGAUGCUUCGGCUGCAGAAAUAUCAUCUAGAGGUGACAUACAAGAGAGGAUCCCAGAUGUAUCUCGCAGAUACCUUGAGUCGCGCAUAUUUGGAAGGAAGCUACAGCCCGCAGAAGUUUGAUGAAGAAGUAUUGUCGACCGGAAGUAGCAUUGGGGAAGAUCUAGAAAGCAUAGAUAUGGUCUGUAACCUUGCAAUAUCCGAAGAGUUGUUGACGAUGAUCAAACAAGCUACAGAGGUAGAUAACGACCUGGAAAAGCUGAAAACGGUUAUCAGACAAGGAUGGCCGGAGACGAAGGAUCAUGUACCACCAAGUUUGGCAGAGUACUUCAAUUUCAUUGACGAAUUGUCAAUUCAGAAUGGAUUGAUUUUCAAGGGAGAGCGGUUAGUCAUUCCUUAUGGAGUGCGAUCACACAUGAAAGCAAGAAUUCAUGCAAGUCAUAUUGGCGUUCAGGGGUGUCUAAGACGUGCAAGAGACAGUGUGUAUUGGCCUGGAAUGACGAAAGAACUGACCGAGUAUAUUUUGAGAUGUCCAACGUGCAACGCCUAUCCACAAGGUCAGCAGAAAGAACCACUGAUCAGUCACGCGAUUCCCGAACGACCAUGGGAAAAGGUUGGCAGUGAUCUUUUUGAGUACGAAGGGGGUGACUUUUUAGUGACAGUUGACUAUUUUUCCAAUUUCUUUGAGUUGGAUCAACUAAGAAGCAAGACCAGCAACGAGGUCAUUGGGAAGCUGAAGUCACAUUUUGCAAGAUAUGGAGUUCCUGAUCAACUUAUCACAGAUAACGGACCGCCAUAUAACUCAGAAGCCUUUCGUGAGUUUGCAAGGGAGUUUGAGUUCGAGCAUAUCACCAAUUCUCCUGGAUAUCCGAAGUCCAAUGGAAAGUCAGAGAAUGCAGUGCGCACGGCUAAACGGUUGGUGAAGAAAGCGAAGGAGAGUGGCAGAGAUCCAUAUUUAUCGUUGUUAGAUUGGCGUAACACUCCAAGCGAGGGUGUUGGAUAUUCACCCGCACAACGAUUGCUGUGCCGGCGAACUAGAACAUUAAUUCCAACAGCAAAGAAUUUGCUAAAGCCUACAAUCCCAAAGGGUGUCGACCGUAAAUUAUUGGAGUAGAAAAGCAAGCAAGCUUUUUAUUACAAUAAGGGUGCGAAGGAAUUAUCGGAGUUGAAAGAAGGUGAUCUGGUUCGUAUCAAGCCGUUGAAGUUAGCAGAGAAACGCAAGCCAUGGUUGCAAGCGAAAGUCGAAGGAAAAGUGGACAUUCGAUCCUAUCAGGUACGAACAGAAGAUGGUCGAGUGUACAGACGAAAUCGACAGCAUCUUCGACAUUCAAGAGAGCAACCAGACGAAAGUACUACAGCUUUUGAUUUCCAGCCACCUGUCAUUGAAACAAGUGCUACAAGGGACAGUGUCGAACAAUCAAGUCAAGAUCACGUUGUUAGUCAACCACCUUCUGAUCAACCACAGCCAGAGGUCGAGGGAGAUUCGGCAGAACAACAGACAUCUAUGAAGACCACACCUGUUAUGUUAGAUGGUCAACAGAGAACACGGAGUGGAAGAGUUGUUAGAAAAUCCUGUCGAUAUCAAGAUUAUGGGACAUGA
This is a messenger RNA of Paramuricea clavata, 2367 nucleotides long. NCBI's taxonomy places the organism in Eukaryota, Metazoa, Cnidaria, Anthozoa, Malacalcyonacea, Plexauridae. The record is from the annotation of a GenBank genome assembly.